AUGUGCAAGGCUUGUUGCUCUGGAAUUCGAGAGGGUCGUUGCUCAGGACUAGUGACUGUCGAAGCUAUCGAAGGCUCCGAGGCCUGCGAUGUAUAUUGGGAGGUUGGGAUAGCCAGGGCUGCUGAGUCGUCCGAAGAAGUCGAAGACCUUGAAGUCGAAUACGUCCGCGACAUGGAGUCUUUCCUCCGGGAACUCGCAAACUGCCUAAAGACAGCACAUUGA
Messenger RNA from Morchella importuna, 222 nucleotides. RefSeq lists its product as uncharacterized. Lineage: Eukaryota; Fungi; Ascomycota; Pezizomycetes; Pezizales; Morchellaceae. The transcript has 3 exons. The record is from RefSeq and is a predicted model, not a curated record. The coding region runs from base 1 to 222 and encodes 73 amino acids.